Molecule: messenger RNA, 888 nt
Organism: Chanos chanos (milkfish)
Lineage: Eukaryota; Metazoa; Chordata; Actinopteri; Gonorynchiformes; Chanidae
Product: solute carrier family 25 member 53-like
Exons: 1
Coding region: 1-888 (295 amino acids)
Cellular component (GO): mitochondrion
Molecular function (GO): NAD transmembrane transporter activity
Source: RefSeq, a predicted model, not a curated record
AUGGCGCGGCGCCCUGGAGCCAGUGAUGAGAGAGCCGAUCAGGGCACUGGUGAUCCUAUGGAGUGGUUCCGCAGCUACAUGCAUGGGGGUACAUCCAGUCUUGUGUCCACCGUUACCACAAUAGUUACAUUUCCCGUCUACAAGACUGUAUUUCGCCAACAGCUGCACAGUACAACGGUGCGUCAGGCUGUCAUCCAGUUGCAUAAGGAGGGUACUCUCAAACUAUACCGGGGCGUGGCGCCUCCGUUAGUGGUUAAGACUCUACAUGGAACGCUUUUGUUCGGUCUCCAGGACACCUUUCUGCAGCAGCUCUCAUCCAGCGUGGGGCACCAUGUCCCUGGGUCUCUCCUUCCUGCCCUGGCCGGUCUGGGGACAGGUGUAGUGGAGGCCUUAAUCUUCACGCCCUUUGAGCGUGUGCAGAACGUGUUGCAGAACAGCGGGAACGACCGCAGUCUACCCACCAUCAGAAGUGUUCUGUCCAGACUCGGUUCAGAACCUUUAGCCAAGGGCUUCUACAGAGCUCUGAUGCCCAUACUUGUCCGCAAUGCCUUAGGCAACAGCUUGUAUUUUGGGUUGAAGAAUCCCAUGCGCACUGUUCUGGGGGAGCACGGCCUGUACCCUGGGCUGUCUUCAUUCAUGUCUGGGGUAAUCAGCUCCGUUGUGAUCAGUCUGCCCCUUUAUCCCUUGUCUGUACUGGUGGCCAAUAUGCAGGCACAGGUCGGUGGGGAAACGCGGAGCACGUUGUUCGUCGCACGUCACAUUUGGGAAUCGCGUCAGCGCAGUGUGUCCCUCUUGUACCGUGGUGGCUCUCUGGUCAUUCUCCGCUCCUGCAUUACAUGGGGAAUAACUACUACCAUUUACGACCAGUUGAACAGACGCAAUGGCUGA